UGGCUGGCAUAUAGCUGAUACAAUGACUUGCUGUAGGCUGGCUACUACUAGCAGCGACUUUAUACUAGCGAACUGGCGAACGAAACACUUGGGUAUCUGGCAAAGGCAAGCAAGCAAAACCAAAAACCGAAGGCAAACUCCACUGAACUGAACUGAAUAAAAUCUAAAGUGUACAAGCAAGGUAAUACUACGAGGCAGCCAUAGCCAGUGGAAGCGUAGAAGAAAAAUUAAUUUUUAGUGCGUGAAUUAAAAACGAAUUUUCAGCAUUUUUUGCCAUUGUUGAAAAUUAUACAAUAUUAGCUGAGCUAAUAAAGCGGUUUGGAAAAAUCACAUAUUCAAAUUUAAUAUCAAUUUAAAUCAAUCCCAAAAAAUAUCAAAUAUGGCCGGUGAACGUCCAAAGCGUCCUCUGUCUGCUUACAUGCUGUGGCUCAAUGAGAAUCGUGAACAGAUCAAGAAAGACAAUCCCGGCAGUAAAGUCACAGACAUCGCCAAGCGUGGUGGCGAAUUAUGGCGUGCAAUGAAGGACAAAUCUGAAUGGGAACAAAAGGCCAUUAAAAUGAAGGAAGAGUACAACAAGGCCGUCAAAGAAUACGAGGCCAAUGGUGGUACAGACACUGGCGCUGCCAAGAAGCGGAAAGGCAAGCCCGCCGCGAAGCCUAUUAAGAAGACAAAGAAGAAAGAUACAUCCGACGAGGAAGAAGAAGAGGAGAGUGACUAAGCAAUGGACCGUUAAGUGAUUAGCGCGCGAGGUGGGGUGACGAAAACUUAACCAAUAAGUUUUAAAUAUUUUAUUAAAGUAAUUUUAAGUGGCAUAUACAAAAUGUAUGUAUAUUUACGGAUGACACUGAUGCGAAACUUUAUAUAUACAUACAUGCAAAUGUAUGCACUCUACAAAACAAAACAAAACAAAUCAAUACAAACAAAAAACAAUUAUUACUUAAAAUAAAAUAGCCGUAAAAAGUAAAUAAAUAAUAUAAAAUUUCCAGUUUUAAAACGUUACAAAUACUACCACAUAAGAGGAAAACAAAUAGAAAAACAUUUUUUUUCAAAAUGUGUUCCUUUCAAGCAGAAUUAAUUUUCUUAUGUUCGUUUAUAAAUUUUCCUAAGUAUGAUUUCCUAUACUUUUAGAAUGGUAUUUUUUAUCUUAUAUUGUAAAAUAUAAAUUAAUUAUGUAUUGGAUAUUCAUGCGAUUUUUCUUGCAUGUGUAUAGUGAAAGUUGACAUGUUUAUAUUUGAAAAAUAUAAAUUUCCUUCUACCCUGCUAAGUACUAUUUUCUCCCUUUCUCCUUUCUUUAAACUUUUAUAAUCUAGUUAUAUUUAAAACAAAAAUCCUACUUUAUUUUUCUUCUCACCGCAUUUUAUUGUAAGUUCGUUUUUAGUUAUGUUUUGUAAAUUUACUUGAUGUAAUGCGAAACUGAUAGAACCAGUAAUAAAAUAAAAACAAAAAAAAAAAUAAAAAAAAUUAAUAAAAAUAUAAUUGAAAAUAUUUAACCAAUUGUGUAUUUACAUAAAAGAACGGAAAGAAAAAAUUCAGGCAACAUAUACAUUAAAAAAAUUUAGUGUAUUUGUACAUGUGAAAGGGGAAAUGCUGCAAAAAAUGCAAACAAAAAACAAACUAUACAUACAAAUUGCAACAAAAAAUGAACAUUUAAGGUGUAGGCAAGUUUUUAGUAAAAGCAAACA
Anastrepha ludens (Mexican fruit fly) is the source of this 1682-nucleotide messenger RNA. It is a transcript of the gene HmgZ, whose product is annotated as high mobility group protein Z. The record is from RefSeq and is a predicted model, not a curated record. Bases 380 to 718 code for a protein of 112 amino acids. Lineage: Eukaryota; Metazoa; Arthropoda; Insecta; Diptera; Tephritidae. The transcript is spliced from 3 exons. Gene Ontology annotation, molecular function: transcription cis-regulatory region binding.